Messenger RNA from Colletotrichum destructivum, 1691 nucleotides. RefSeq names its product Putative zn(2)Cys(6) fungal-type DNA-binding domain-containing protein. The record is from RefSeq and is a predicted model, not a curated record. NCBI's taxonomy places the organism in Eukaryota, Fungi, Ascomycota, Sordariomycetes, Glomerellales, Glomerellaceae. Gene Ontology annotation, molecular function: DNA-binding transcription factor activity, RNA polymerase II-specific; zinc ion binding. The coding region runs from base 76 to 1635 and encodes 519 amino acids. Gene Ontology annotation, biological process: regulation of DNA-templated transcription. The transcript has 4 exons.
UGGUACUUUCCCUAAAGAUCAUCUCGACGCAUCAGCUCAAUCCUCCCGUUUCAACAGCCCCCACACAGAAUUAUCAUGAAAAUCCGCAAUAUCAACAUAUGUCAGAACUGCCGGGUUCGAAAACUCGCCUGCGAUGGCCAGAUCCCCGCUUGCUCUCAAUGUUACCGGACUGGCAGAACGUGUCCAGGAUAUCAGAGCAGUUUGAUCUUUCGACCUCCGGUAGUACCGAGACACCACCAGCCUGUGCCCAUGCAGCUCAGACGCUCGCGAGUAGUUGGCGGGAGGCAACGACCCAGGCAACAAACCUAUCCGCCAACCUCGACAGAGGAAGCUGGACCCAGCCAGGCUGGCCGCCGAGUCUCCAAGACCACAGUCCAUAUGUGCCUGAGCUGGCCGCUGAUGGAUAUCAUAUCCUUGGUGGUACAAAAUCUAUGCCCGAUCGAAAUUCUAAACCGGACAGACCUCAGCUCCAGUAGGGCUGGUGGGUCGGUGCCACGGAUCUGUGGUGCUUGGGUCGAGGCUCUCCCUGAACUAGUCCUACAUACCAAGGCGGAGCAGAUACUCUCACCAUCCAUUAAAACCCUGGCGCUAGCGAUUUUAUCACGAGGUCGCGAGAGCAGGACGUCCACGUCAGAUGCAGUGGCCUCUCACGCACAUGCCUUUUCAUCGCUUCGAUCUGGGUUUCUUCAGGAAAAUGUGUCUGAUAGCUCGAACCUACUUGCAGCCACAGUCAUGUGUCUGUUUCUUUCAGAAAUGAUCCUGCCCACCUCGAAAGCAACCGCAGUUGUACACGCAAAAGGCAUCGGAGAUGUUUUAAAGCUGCAGAGCCCCGGCUUCUAUACCCAUGGGAUAGGCCAUCAGCUCUUCGUUGGAAUCAGGCCGGUUCUUGUACUACACUCCUUCUUUUCUCACGAGCUCUCCUUUCUGGCAGAGGAUGCCUGGAUACACGAGCCUUUCAGUGGUCUAGGUGCUGCCCCUCUACAGAAACUUUUUAGCAUUGUUGUCGCCCUUCCUUCUGCUCUAAGCACUAUCGACAAGGUCAAAGUCACCCUGACCGAGCAGUCUUACAUCACUGCCUGCAAGGCCCUUGACCAGCUGACCGAUACGCUCAAUGAACUGUUAAAUCUUAGGGAAACAAUACAGGACGAGAGUCAACGUGAAUACUGGGCACCCGCCCUACCUCCCAACAUUCAGAGUGGUAUCAGCUUUCAGAGCAUUACGGCUGCAAACUUUUUCACCCACCUGUGGGCGUUCCACAUCAUUUGCGCGGGGUACAUCAAAACGCUGCUUACGCUCUUUCCAGCAUGCUUGGACCGGGUACAUCAGAGUCUUAAGCGUCAAAUCUCAAGAGACCUCGUGACGGAUCUGGCCUGCCGUAUUCUACGCAGCAUAGAGUUUCUCGCCGAUGAAAAGUUCAAGUUGUUUGGUUCUGCCUCAGCUGUUUUGCCCCUCUUUGCCGGACUGACAGUUGUCAGAGGCGAAGGGAAACAGAGCGAGGAGCUACAGUAUUGGUACCGCCAUGCACUGCAGAUAUACUCCAAGAAGGGCUAUCAUUUCGUAAGUACGCAUGUUUUUGAUGAUGUUGUUGCAGGCCAGGAGCGCAGGGAUGGGAGUCUUGUAGAUAGAAGUGCUUGAUUGUGAAGUAAAGGAAUAGCUGCUGUGACUUGGGAAAAGCCACAAUACUACGUUCG